Achroia grisella is the source of this 2009-nucleotide messenger RNA. It is a transcript of the gene Vang, whose product is annotated as vang-like protein 2-B. The transcript has 5 exons. The record is from RefSeq and is a predicted model, not a curated record. Lineage: Eukaryota; Metazoa; Arthropoda; Insecta; Lepidoptera; Pyralidae. Gene Ontology annotation, biological process: multicellular organism development; establishment of planar polarity; Wnt signaling pathway, planar cell polarity pathway. The coding region runs from base 155 to 1822 and encodes 555 amino acids. Gene Ontology annotation, cellular component: plasma membrane.
AUUGAUCGUAUAGUACAAUAUGAAUUCUUGACGGCUACGAUAUUUAUUGAAUAAAAUUCUCAAAAAUACGUUUUACAUUAAUAAUGAAAAGGUGUACCAGUGAACACGCUCAUGGAUAAGGUCGGGAAAAGGUUACUUGCGGAUCAUUACAACAAUGGAGACGGAAUCCGUGAGAUCCGAAUUGAGUAGCCGGUCUCGGCGCAGCUCCAGACACAGGCAGCACACUCACCGAAGCACCCGAAGUACUAAAUCGCAACGAAAAGACUGUGGAGACACUAUGGCGCCAUUCCAAACCAGUGUGAAUAUUAACCCUGACAUUGGAAGAGAUGGCCAAGAGGUUAUCGAAGUACAAAUUCUACCGCAAGAUGAAAAUUGGGGAGAAACUACCACCGCCGUUACAGGAAAUACCUCUGAAGGGUCCCAAUCUAUGGAGGACAUAAGUAACUGGCCCAUGGAUAAUGAUACGGGAAUAGGUAUCAUCUGUUCCAGAUAUUUUGGGACCACAAUUGCACUUGGUCUAGCAUUUGUAUCAUUUGUGAGUCCAUUAGCAAUGGUUGUGUUGCCUAAAAUAGGAUUUUUCCCCGACCUAUCUGAUAAUAUAGCUAUCCAGCCGAGCCAGAGGAUCCAGCUGCUGGCAUGCACGGCUGAGUGCAAAGGAAUCUUAUUAUCAAUAGCAUUUAAGCUUGUCCUACUCGCAAUAGGAGUUUGGGCCGUAUUUUUAAGGCAGCGAAAUGCAAUUUUGCCUAGAAUCUUUGUGUUCCGCGCUAUGACAUUAGUAAUUUUAGCAGUAUGUGUAUUUUCAUACUGGUUGUUCUAUAUAGUACAAGUAACGGAGGCGACGAAAGCGCUGGCUGUCGGCGAAGACGCUAUAGACUAUAAUGCACUGGUGGCAUAUGUAUCGAGUUUUGCGGAUACACUGAUUUUUAUACAUUACGUAGCUGUUAUUUUAAUGGAAAUAAGACAUCUGGAGCCCGUGUAUUAUAUUAAGAUAGUUAGAAGCCCAGAUGGAGAAAGCAGAUCCUAUUCUAUAGGACAGUUGAGUAUACAGAGAGCUGCUGUAUGGGUACUGCAGAAGUAUUAUACGGAGUUUCCAAUUUAUAACCCAUAUUUGGAGAAAAUACCAAUAUCGAAAUCUCAGAGGAAAGCACAGUCCAGUAUAAAGUUUUAUGAUGUGGAUGGCUCAAAUACGAAUGCAUCUUCAGGGCAGCCAAGGUCCGGGCCGGGCUCGUGCGGGAGCGCGGGGCGGCGGCGCGACUCGAGCUCGGCGCACAACGAGCGCUACUACGAGGAGGCCGAGCGGGAGCGACGCGUGCGCAAGCGGCGCGCGAGACUAGUGGCCGCCGCCGACGACGCGUUCGCCCACGUGCGGAGGCUGCGCAGCGCCGCGCCCGCCGCCGCCAGCUCCGCGCUGGGCCCGCGCGAGGCGGCCGCCGCCGUGUUCCCGUCGCUGGCGCGCGCGCUGCAGAAGUACCUGCGCGCCACCCGCCAGCAGCCCAGGCACUCCGCAGACUCCGUGUUAGCGCAUCUCGCCCGCUGUUUGUCCCAAGACGCAUCGCCACGUGCAUUCUUGGAGCCGUUCCUGGUGGAAGGUCCCGUGCUGGCAGCGGAACAGGAAGCCAGGCCCGUGCAGCGCUGGUCGCUGAUAUCCGACGAACUCCUCGCACGCCCUCUCGCGGACGGAAUCGAGUUCCAGCUGCGACAAGGUGAUAUAUACCUGAUAUGUUCUAUAAAGCAGCUCCCCAAGUUCAGUUUGACCGAGGAGGUGGUCGAUCCGAAGAGCAACAGGUUCGUUCUCCGGCUGAACUCAGAAACAUCCGUUUGACAGGACGACUAUGUGAUCCGGGAUGGGCACAGAUAUGUAUGACAUUUAGACAUAAUUUAGGUUAAGGAUCUCUUUAGACUGGUUUCUACUUACAUUUGAAUCUAUGAGCCAAUGAUCUGAAAUUAGUAUUUAAUUUUGAGAUCUUCCUAACUAAUGAUCUGAUAUAUGACUGAUGGCAUGGGUGAAG